AUUCUGUUCGGGAGUAUUAUGGUCUGUCGGGAAUCCAGAGCGGCUGGGACCGAAGAAAAAUAUCUGCUGUGCUAGCGUUAGCCACCGCAGAGCUAACUGUAGGUAGCACUGGAGUAAACAUGGAGCUGUCCGCCGUCGGGGAGAGGGUGUUCGCUGCCGAGUCCAUUAUCAAGCGCAGGAUACGGAAGGGUCGCAUGGAGUACCUAGUGAAAUGGAAGGGCUGGUCUCCCAAAUACAGCACCUGGGAACCAGAGGAGAAUAUUCUGGACUCCCGGCUGUUCGCCGCUUUUGAGCAGAGGGAGCGUGAGAGGGAGCUGUACGGCCCCAAGAAGAGAGGACCAAAACCCAAGACCUUCCUGCUCAAGGCUCAGGCAAAAGACAAAGCCAGGUCCUAUGAGUUCAGGAGUGAAGCAGUGCGAGGGAUGCACAUCACCUAUCCGGCUCCAGAACCCGUAGUCACCCCCAGAGCGAGAGAGGGCCUGAGAGCUGUCGUUCCCACCAUCUUCCCACCCAGCACUGUCAACCGUGGAGAAAGCAUACGCGUCCGCCCGCCAGAACUUAGCCCCCGCGAGCACCAGCCGUCCCUCCAGCAAUCGAGUGUUGACGGACUCAUCCACGCACCCAAAAAAAGGGGCCCGAAGCCUAAGCCCCGCUUUAAGGACAGUAGCUGCAGCCCUGAGGCCUCCGAGCCACACAAGAGGAGUACAGAGGAGGGGAGCCACAGCCCUCACAAACUGGCCAAGUACCACGGGGCAGAAGAGAUGAGGCUGUUCAAAGUGUCCCACAGGCAUCCAGAGAACCACGGUCACGGCCAUAAACACCACCACCGACACCACCAUCAUCAUCACCACCACCAACACAACAAGGAACUCUCUGGUGGAAGCUCCUACAAGCAGCUCUACUCAGACCGUAGCCUGCAUCCUCACAGGAUGGACACAGACACACAAAGGACAAAGGAGGGAUCCACCUUCCUUGCACCUGCACAUUUCAAGCACCAGUCCAAGAUGAGCCAGAGCCUGAGUCGCCCUGCUGAGCUUCCACUCAUGGAAAAGCCUUACUUCUUGGACAGGCCGUCCCCGACCCGGCUCAAUGAAGACCUGGACGAAGUGUCAUGGAGGCCCUCCCUCGGCAGCGUGGAAAAGGUCCUGGUGACAGACGUGACCACCAACUUCCUAACUGUGACCAUCAAAGAGAGCAACACGUCUAAAGGCUUCUUCAAAGACAAAAGAUGAUUGAUUGUUUCUUUGACUGCCUUUUUUUUUUUUUACACCAUGAGGCUUUGUUUUCUGUGAUUUUCAUAAGCAUCAUUACUAAGCAAAGUGUUUUUGUACGUAGUGUUUCGAGGCAGAUUACAUAAUUUGCUGAUGGCGGUAAUGAACCUUGAAGUGGGUUGCCACCCGCCAAUAAACCGAACAAAGAAGAAGAAGUACAUAAUGUGCAUAUGUGUAUAUAUUACAAAGUUUGACAUCUAUUUAAUGUAUCGACCAAAUCAAAUGAAGUCCAUUUUACUUCAUGCAUUGGUUAACAUGAGUGAGUUGCAUGUUUCCUUUGCAGCAGCUGGCUAAUUUCUGUACAGAGCUUGUGAAUUUGACUAUUUUGCAAAUAUAACUAACUAGAAUGUAUUUUUUUCUCACUCGUAUCGUUCAGCCUGAACUGGUGUUAGUAAUCUGUGAGAAGUGAGGCCUGGAUUUUAAAUCCAGUCUCUGGAUUGAAUAUUUCUCUAUAAUUUGAACUGAUUAGACUGAAGUUACCUUGUUCCAUUUCCUAAGGUUUAUAUUUAAAAAAUGAAUUUAUCAAGCACUUUGAAUUUAAAGUAUUAGGAAAAUAGCCUUUAUUAUUUGUUUGUGUUUAUAGACCGUUUGUAAUGUCUAACAUUUCUAAUUGUGAACUAAAUUUAUUCACCCAACACGGACACUUUAAGUUUUUCCCAAGGCUCAUAUUUACUACAUUAUAUUUUGAAUUUCAUAGAAAACCUUUAUGGAGCAUUGAUGUAAUAAGAAAAUAACAAAGCUGGUGUCGUUAUGCUUUUUAGACGCUUUUCAAUAAAAAAAACUUUGGAUUUUC
Molecule: messenger RNA, 2064 nt
Organism: Hippoglossus stenolepis (Pacific halibut)
Lineage: Eukaryota; Metazoa; Chordata; Actinopteri; Pleuronectiformes; Pleuronectidae
Gene: cbx8b
Product: chromobox homolog 8b
Exons: 5
Coding region: 120-1232 (370 amino acids)
Source: RefSeq, a predicted model, not a curated record